ACUUCCGCCUGCCUCCUCACCGAGGCCAAGAUACCUGCUCCGGGCUUCGCUCACCCGGGAAGAGGUUUCGCAGUUCUGCGUCCAUACCGACUUCACGCGACCUAGAAGAGGCGCGAGGAGGCGCCGACCCUGCUGCACGGUUGCGGGUCCGCAGCUCGGCGACGCCGCCAGGGCUGCCCGCGCCGGGCCCGGGACCCGGACCACCGGCCCGGGUGUCCAAUCCGCCCACCAAGUCUGAUGGCGGCGGCCGCGCCCGGGGACCCGGCUCAGGGCAGGGUGACCUUUGAAGACGUGGCCGUGUACUUCUCCUGGGAGGAAUGGGGUCUCCUUGAUGAGGCUCAGAGAUGUCUGUACCAGGAUGUGAUGCUGGAGAACUUGGCACUUAUAACCUCCUUGGGUCGUAGGCAUGGAGCAGAGGAUGAGGAGGCGCCUGAGCACAGGGUUUCUGUACAAGGAGCGUCACAGGUCGGGACUCGCAAGGCAGUUGUGUCUCCCCAGAAGGCCCGUCCUCGUGAGGUGUGUGGCCAGGACUUGAGAGACAUUUUGCUCUCCACCGAGCACCAGGCAACACCUUGUGGACAGAAUCUCUACGAGACGGGGGCAUGUGAGAGACAGUUGUAUUUCAACGUCAACCUUCCGCACUUGAAGCAGCACACUGGAGAGAAAUGCUUCAGAAGCAAUAUGGACAGAGCCUCUUUUGUGAAGGACUACGAAUUCUGUGUGUCAGGGAAACCCCUUUCCUGUGGGGAGGUUGUGAGGGACAUCUUGGCCACCUCGAGAUUCCUCCAGCAUCAGGCCACACGCAGCAGGGGGAAGUCGUACAGGAGGACUGGGUAUACGGCAUCCUCCCCUGGAUGGAGAGUGCAACGCAACUGGGCCGAAGGCACGAACGACUUCACUUGCAAACACACACUUGUUCAUCCCCAGAGAGACCUCGCUAGAGAAAGAUGCUUCCUGUGCAGUGAAUGUGGGAAAUCUUUUAGCAAAAGCUACAGCCUCAAUGACCACUGGAGAGUGCACACUGGGGAAAAGCCUUAUGAGUGUGGGGAAUGCGGGAAGUCCUUUAGGCAGAGCUCUAGCCUCAUUCAGCACCGGAGAGUUCACACUGGAGCAAGGCCUCACGAGUGUGACGAAUGUGGCAAGUUAUUCAGCAACAAGUCCAACCUCAUUAAACAUCGGAGAAUUCACACUGGAGAACGGCCGUAUGAGUGUCGUGAGUGUGGGAAAUCCUUCAGCGAAAGCUCUGCGCUCCUUCAACACCGCAGUGUUCACACUGGAGAGAGGCCGUAUGAGUGCAGCGAAUGUGGGAAGUUCUUUACCUACCACUCCAGUCUCAUAAAACACCAGAGAGUUCACUCGGGAUCGAGGCCCUAUGAGUGCAGUGAAUGUGGAAAAUCCUUUACUCAGAACUCCAGCCUCACUGAACACCGUAGAGUUCAUAGUGGAGAAAGGCCUUAUAAGUGCAGCGAGUGUGAGAAGUCUUUUAGCCAAAGCUCUGCGCUGCUUCAGCAUCGGAGGGUUCACACUGGAGAGAGGCCUUACGAGUGCAGCGAAUGUGGGAAAUUCUUUACCUACAGUUCCAGUCUCCUCAAACACCAGAGAGUACACACUGGAUCAAGGCCUUAUGAGUGCAGUGAAUGUGGGAAGUCCUUUACUCAAAACUCCAGUCUCAUUAAACACAGGAGAAUUCACACCGGAGAAAGACCUUACGAGUGCAGUGAAUGUGGGAAAUCCUUUAGCCAUAGUUCUAGCCUCAUUAAGCACCGAAAAGUGCACACUGGAGAAAGGCUUUAGGAGUACAGGAAGCCCUUUAUCUGUGGGGAGAUUGGUAAGGACUUCUUGGCUAGCUCAGGAUUCCUCCAGCAACAGUCCACACACGCAGGAGAGAAGUCAAACAAUGGAACUGAAUGUGGGGCAGCCUUCCACAAGGGAAAAACUCAAUGCCGCUGCGGAGACAGCACAGAAGCUUUCAGCCACAAGCACACAUUCGUUCAUCACCAGAGAGUCCGCCCUGGAGAAAGAUGUUACAUAUGCAGUGAAUGUGGGAAAUCUUUUAGCCAUAACUCUAGCCUUAUUAAACACCAGAGAGUUCACACAGGAGAAAGGCCUUAUGAGUGUGGGGAAUGUGGCAAAUCCUUUAGCCAGAGCUCCAACCUCUUCCAACAUCGGAGAGUGCACACUGGAGAACGACCUUAUGAGUGCAGUGAAUGUGGGAAAUCUUUUAGCCAAAGCUACAGCCUCAAUAACCAUCGGAAAGUUCACACUGGAGAAAGGCCAUUUGAGUGUGGAGAAUGUGGCAAAUGCUUCAGUCAAAGAUCCAACCUCAUUCAACAUCGGAGAAUUCACACUGGAGAAAAGCCUUAUGAGUGCAGUGAAUGUGGGAAAUCCUUUAAUCAAAGCUCUGCGCUCCUGCAACACCAUACCGUUCACACCGGAGAACGGCCCUAUGAGUGCAGUGAAUGUGGGAAGUCCUUUACCUAUAAUUCCAGUCUUUUAAAACACCAGAAAGUCCACACAGGAUCAAAGCCUUAUGAGUGCAGUGAAUGUAGGAAAUCUUUUAGCCAGAAUUGUAGCCUCGUUCUACAUCUGAGAGUUCACACUGGAGAAAGGCCUUAUCAGUGCAGCAAAUGUGGAAAAUCUUUUAGCCAAAGCUCGGCGCUCCUUAAACACCAGAGAGUUCACACAGGAGAAAGGCCAUAUGAGUGCAGUGAGUGUGGGAAGUCCUUUAGGCGAAGCUCCAACUUCAGUGACCAUCGGAGAGUUCACACUGGAGAAAGGCCAUAUAAGUGUAACCAGUGUGGGAAAUCCUUUAGUAAAAGCUCUGGCCGACACCAGAGAGUUCAUACUGGAUUGGGCAUUAUAAAUAUCUUGAAUGAGAAAGGCAUUAGCCAAAGGCCUUACCUCAUUGACUACGACAAAAUUCACAUGGGAUAAACAACUUAGAUAUGUAGCAAAUGUAUUUCCUUGUUCGGUAUAACAACACUCGAGAUCUGUUUUGAGGGUGCUGUCUGCCUGAAUUGAGCCUCAUACAUCCAAACAUCAAAAUAAAUUCCAGGUAUGUGGAGCUGUGUUGUGUGUGUCAGCUCAGGCCCCUGUGAAUUUUUAUUACUGUUGAUUCUGUAGCAGCAGCCAUUUACCUCUCCCACCUGCAGGUGCCGGCAUGUGUAUCAUUUAUCCACUCUGACGUGUUCAGCGAAGUAAACCUUGGUGUUUUCCCAUUCACUGGGUAAAUGUGAGAAGCCAGAGUGCUCAUUCUUUUCUCUCUGAAUAGUUAGGGCAUGAAUGACCCCAUUGUGUUCUAGAGGACUCCAUCCGAGUUCUGCUCGUGAUGUGAAAAGUGACCAUUUUAGGGAUAUUAUUGAUCUGGUGACUCUCGUGAUGGAAUUUCCAGCCUCCAAGCCACCAACCGAGGAACAGCCUUCCUCUAUUACUCUGGUUUGUGCUGUAACAAAGGCCUGAUUGUGUAAGCCACCUUUAUCUUAAGGGUUAGAUUCACUUUAUGGGGUGCUUUCAGAAUGGCAGGAGAAACAGCUGCCGUGGACACCCCAAUCUUUGUGUGCUUCAGGGGGAUGGAAGGGUGGUAGUCCUCCCUCUAGUUUGGUCCUUGUUUGCAUUGUUGCCCAAGGCCUCUAAGGAAAUUAUGUAGGGUUUUGUGGUUAAAUUGUAGCCUGGAUGCCAGGACAUUUCGUGGUGUCAGCACUCACCCUGACGAGGGGCCAGUUGUGACAACCUCCAGUACUUCUGGGAACAACAUGAAAUCGUUCUCUUGUUUGCAGGGGAUAUUGCAUCAUGCUCAGCACUGGUGCAGGAAAUCUGUUCCCAGUUCCUGCAGAGGAGUGGUGUACCCUGAUAUCCAGAAUUUUCUGUGGUAGUGUCUGAAAGUGUCUUUCUGGCUGAAAGAUUAUAGGGGGAAUCAUAAUUGUACACAAUUAGAGGAUUAAUGGAGAGGGAGGGGACACCUGGGAGGCUCAGUUAAGCGUCUGCCUUCGGCUCAGGUCAUGGUCCCA
Molecule: messenger RNA, 4007 nt
Organism: Ailuropoda melanoleuca (giant panda)
Lineage: Eukaryota; Metazoa; Chordata; Mammalia; Carnivora; Ursidae
Product: zinc finger protein 256-like
Biological process (GO): regulation of transcription by RNA polymerase II
Cellular component (GO): nucleus
Molecular function (GO): DNA-binding transcription factor activity, RNA polymerase II-specific; sequence-specific DNA binding
Source: RefSeq, a predicted model, not a curated record